This is a messenger RNA of Guillardia theta CCMP2712, 1425 nucleotides long. RefSeq lists its product as hypothetical. The transcript has 12 exons. NCBI's taxonomy places the organism in Eukaryota, Cryptophyceae, Pyrenomonadales, Geminigeraceae. The record is from RefSeq and is a predicted model, not a curated record. Bases 1 to 1425 code for a protein of 474 amino acids.
AUGCUUCAAGCUGAUUUGCCGGCGGGAAAGUUUCGACGGAAUGUGCAGAGAGUGAAGAACAGCUUGAAACUGAUUCAAGUCAUGGACAAGCGAGAUUCCCCUGUUGAUCCCCUCAAGGCACUAGUUGAGCCUAAAGAAGAUGAGAUCUCUCUUCUGCACCAACUCAAUCAGAUCGAGGCCGAGCUGGCAGGACGCGGGGUUGACGGCAAAAUGAAAGACAUACAACAGAGAUUGACUCGUGCUACACAAGAGUUGUCGCAAGCAGAGUCUCUCUACUCCUCCUGCUUGUCAGCGGCACAGAAGAUUGAGAAGGUUGAGAAAGACAUGGCAGAGAUCGAAUCGACUAAGUCAGCAGCUGCACCUGGCGAGGGCACCGAGAGGAGGUUGGCGCGGAGGUUGGAGAUGCUGAGGAAGAGGAGGAGCUACCUCGAGAAGUUGGGAAGUCGGACAGAAGAGCUGAAGGGUCUUGUAGCAGCGCGUCGAUCCAGAUUGAAGCAAGUUUCUCAGGAGCAUGAGCAGGCGAUCCAGGAGAUUGCGCCCUUUGAAGAUCAGAGGAGACAAGUUAUGAAGAUGUUCUCCGAUGUGCCGUCUGUCGAUCUUUCUUCUGUUCUCUCUCUUCCAAACAUCUUCGUCUCCUCCCAUCCUGACAUCGGCAUCCUCUACUUCGGCGUCGUCGCUCUGCUCGACGUGUCCAUGGCGGAAGAAGACCUUGAGAUCCGACAUGUCCCUAAAGAUCGUCUCGUUCAGUUCGUCGCCUGCACAUUCGGGCGCUCGCGGGGAGAGAGAUUCUCGUCGCUCAUCACCACAGACACUGUCUCCUCCGUCAUCGAGGACUACGAGGCCGAGGAACUGGUGCGGGGGAGGUUUGAAGUCGGGGAGGAGGGAGAGCUUCUUUUCGGUAGCGGAAAGCACAACAUGCUCGCUCCUGCCCUUGCGCGGCCUCCGCUCGCUGAUGAGCAGCUCAGCAACCAGCGGGAAAUGCGAGGAUCUCUUGCGGUUGUGCAUGGCGGCAGGUGUGCGGUAGCUCUCAAGGCUCUGCGGGCGCUGCAGGCGGGAGCAGAGGGGGUGGUCGUCCUCCUCGAUUUAGAUCCCUCGCGCCCCCUCCUCCCUCCUGCUCCCGGACGUUUGGAGGCGGCGGAGCAAGUGGACGUGCCUGUUCUGUGCAUGAGGAAGGAGGACGAAGGUCGACUGCUGGCUGCCCAUCGCGUGAAGGUCUGCAUGCUGAAGAGCGGGUUUGAAGCGUCGCUGGAGGAGGAGAAGGAGGAGGAUCAGUCGCAGGAGCUGAUAUCACCUAGGAAGACGAGGAGGCGGGAGAACAUCUUGGAGGAAGAUGAAGUGGAGGAGGAGAGAGGGAAGGGCGUAGAGGAGUUGACAGAGAAAUGGAGCAAGUGGAAGGAAUUCAAACCUGCGCCGAAGAAGAACUGA